Messenger RNA from Camarhynchus parvulus, 2345 nucleotides. It is a transcript of the gene CCM2, whose product is annotated as CCM2 scaffold protein. The record is from RefSeq and is a predicted model, not a curated record. Lineage: Eukaryota; Metazoa; Chordata; Aves; Passeriformes; Thraupidae. Bases 218 to 1738 code for a protein of 506 amino acids. Gene Ontology annotation, biological process: heart development; vasculogenesis. The transcript has 11 exons.
GCGCCGCCCAAGAUGGCGGCGGGGCCGAGCCGCGGGCGCUGAGGCGGCGCCGGGACCGGGACCGGGACCGGGACCGGGAGCAGGAUCGGGAACGCCAGCGGGAGGCGGGGCUGGAGCGGGAACAGGGCGGGCCAUGGCCGCCGCCGCCGCGCGUUGAUUCCCUGCCGCUCACCCGGGCCGGGAUGCCCCGGGGGGGGCCCGGGCCGCCGCCGGAGCCAUGGAGGAGGAGGGCAAGAAGGGCAAGAAGCCUGGCAUCGUGUCCCCGUUCAAGCGCGUGUUCCUGAAGGGGGAGAAGGGCCGGGAUAAGAAGGCCCAGGAGAAGGUGACGGAGCGGCGCCCGCUGCACACCGUGCUGGUGGCACCGCCCGACCGCGUGGAGCCCGACCUGCUGCUCCACGACUACAUCGAGAAGGAGGUCAAGUAUUUAGGGCAGCUCACUUCCAUCCCGGGGUACCUGAACCCCUCCAGCCGCACGGAGAUCCUGCACUUGAUCGACAACGCCAAGAGAGCCCACCAGCUCCCAGGGCAGCUGACCCCGGAGCACGAUGCUGUCAUCAGCCUCUCUGCCUACAACAUCAAGCUGGUGUGGAGGGACGGGGAGGACCUGAUCCUCAGGGUGCCCAUCCACGACAUCGCCUCCGUCUCCUACAUCCGGGAUGACUCCGCACACCUGGUCGUGCUCAAGACAGCUCAGGAUCCCGGGAUCUCGCCCAGCCAGAGCCUGUGUGCCGAGGGCUCCAAGGCGCUGACGUCAGGCUCGCUGUCGGAGAGCGCAGGGGGGCCCCUGGAGUCCUGCUGCCUGGUGGUCCUGGCCACAGAGAACAAGGUGGGUGCUGAGGAGCUGUGCUCCCUGCUCAGCCAAGUCUUCCAGAUCGUUUACACCGAGUCCACCAUCGACUUCCUGGACCGCGCCAUCUUCGACGGCGCCUCGACGCCCACGCGGCACCUGUCCCUGCACAGCGAUGACUCUUCCACCAAGGUGGACGUGAAGGAGCCCUUCGAGGCGGAUGCCAGCACUUUUUCCUUUGCAGACACGCUGGAAGCAGGGGACACGUCCCCGUCCUCCUUCUCGGCCCGCCCGUCCCCCCAUGUCACCACGGCCAGCGAGAGCGAGCUCAGCACCACGGCCACCGAGCUGCUCCAGGACUACAUGAUGACGGUGGGGUUUGGGAUUGGGCUCUGGGAUUGGGAUUUGGGAUCAGGAUUUGGGGUUGGGAGCAGGGACAGGGCUGCAGGAGCAGCUCGCUCCAGGAGCCCCAGUGACCCCAGAACGCAGCCCUGCUACUCCCUGGGGUUCCUGGCCCUGCCCUGUCCCUCCCAGCCCGGUGGCAGGUGCCAGAGGUCCUCACAGGAGAUCCAGCAGUUCGCCAUGCUGCUGCACGAGUACCGCAACGGCGCCUCCAUCCACGAGUUCUGCAUCAACCUCAAGCAGCUCUACGGGGACAGCAGGAAAUUCCUGCUCCUGGGCCUGCGUCCCUUCAUCCCCGAGAAGGACAGCCAGCACUUCGAGAACUUCCUGGAGACCAUCGGGGUCAAGGACGGCCGCGGCAUCAUCACCGACAGCUUCGGCCGCUACCGCCGCUCGCUGGGCCCCGCCUCCGCCGCCAACGGCACCGCCGCCGGCAGCUCCGACGAGCAGUCCGUGCCCUCCGAGGAGGACGAGUGGGACAGGAUGAUCUCCCACAUCAGCAGCGACAUCGAGGCCCUGGGCUGCAGCCUGGACCGGGACUCGAGCUGAGGGAGCCCGGGAGCUGCUCCCGCCGGGAAUGCGGGGCAGAGUCACCCGGGGGCACCUCGGGACAGAGACACCCCGGGGGGGACAGGGGCUGCCUCCCGUGGGGUGGAACGUGGAGCUGAUCCCAGCGUGAUCCUGGGACGUGGAGCUGCCCCUGGAGGGACCCUGGAACAUGGAUCUGCCCCAGGGGGAUCCAGGACACAGAGCUGCCCUUGGAGUGGGACAUGGAACAUGGAUCUGCCCCAGGGGGGCUCUGGAGCUGCCCUUGGAGGGGCCCAAAAACACCAACCUGUGCCCUGAUGGAGAUCCUGGAAGAUGGAGCAGCCCUUGGAGGGACCCCAGACCCCUCCUGUGCCCUUGGAGGGACCCCAGACCCCUCGUGAACAGCUCCAGGGGCUCCAGCUGGGACGUGGGGCACAGAGCUGGAUUUGGGUUUUGGGGGCAGGUCUCCUCCCAGAGGGGCAGAUCUGCCCCUGAGCGUCCCCCUGUGCUCCUGAGGGAUGUGCUGAGUGUUGGGCUCUGUUCCCAAGGGGCUGGAUCUGCUGCCCCCACCCCCAGUUUACAGUUUGCACAGCGGGUUCCCCCAGAACUGCCCCCCCAAUGAAGUUUU